Gilbertella persicaria is the source of this 706-nucleotide messenger RNA. RefSeq names its product P-loop containing nucleoside triphosphate hydrolase protein. The annotation marks the transcript as partial. NCBI's taxonomy places the organism in Eukaryota, Fungi, Mucoromycota, Mucoromycetes, Mucorales, Choanephoraceae. The record is from RefSeq and is a predicted model, not a curated record. The transcript has 2 exons.
UAUGGCACCGUUAAAAAUCAUUGGCGCAGGCUAUGGUCGAACAGGAACAGACAGUCUUCGUACUGCAUUAAACAUGUUGGGCUAUAAAACCCAUCAUAUGAAAUCAUUCCGAGAAGACCCAAAUCUUGACCCAGAUGAAUUCUAUGAGGGUUAUCAACAUCCUGAACAAGCGGAUUGGACCACUAUUUACCGAGAUUAUGAUGCAGCUGUAGACUGGCCAACAGCUGCUUAUUGGAAACCAUUGUUUCAGCAGUUUCCUGAUGCUAAGGUGAUUCUGACGGUGCGUACACCUGAAAGUUGGUACAAGUCUGUCAGAAAUACCAUUGGUAAAUACCAAGGCCAACAUAUGGACUUGACACCCAAUCAUCCUCGUUAUAAAUUUGCUCGUAUGGCUAAAGCAGUCUGUCUGGAAGGUCAAUUGGCUGAUCCUACUGUGACUGAAGAAACCUUGUGUCAAUUCUUCUUGAACAAUAUUGAACAAGUCAAACAAACCGUGCCCUCGAAUCAAUUGUUGGUCAUGGAGUUGGGUGAAGGUUGGGCAAGGCUUUGUGAAUUUCUGGAUAAACCAAUACCUAAUGAACCUUAUCCUAAUGUAAAUUCCACUGCUGAACAUCAAAGAUAUGUACUUGAUAGAAAAUAAAAGGAGUAAAUCAGUAUCACGUAACUAAAUUAAUUUUUUUUCUUUAUAUUUUUUUUUACCCCUUUU